GGGCUUGCGCGGCCAGUGCGUCGGGCGGCGGCGGGAAGAUGGCGGCGGCAGCGCGGGGCCCGCAGCGGGGGCGGCCGGUGCUGCGCUGAUGGGACCGGAGCGCCGCGACCUUCACCCCAGCCGAGCCAGCUGUGGCAGCAGCAUGGAGACAGGGGUCCCGCGGCGCACCCGCUGCCAGGCGGCACUCGGAUCCGUCGCGGCGCCGCGCCGCUGCCCGUGAGCGUCCCCGGCCCCGCCGAUGGACAGGAUGAGCUGGCUGAGCAAGCUGAACCCGCGGGCGGGUGGGCAGCCACGGGCCCCCCGCAGCGCCAGCCUGCAGAGCCCCGUCACCGCCGACCCCGAGACCUGCCUCAUGGUCUUCAAGAACCACUGGGCACAGGUGCUGCACAUCCUGGAGCGCCGUGGCUGCAAGGCGGCUGCCGACGACCUGAGCGCCGUGCGCAACAACACCUACCAGAUGCUGAACCUGCUGGCCGAGGACCGGCCGCGGGGAGAGGCGGCGGCGCCGGGGCCCAUCCUCGAGUUCGUGGCUGCCGAGAACCUGCUGGAGCGGCUGCUGUGCUGGCACCUGCAGGGAGACUUCAGCGAGGAGCGUAAGGUGGAGCAGCUGAAGCUGUACGAGAUGCUCAUCAGCCAGGCCCGGCAGCCCCUGCUGAGGCACAAGCCCGUGCUGACGCCGCUGCUGCGGCUGCUCAGCCUCUGCGCCGAGCCCUCCUCCACCGCGCUGGAGAACAGCCUGGUCCUGCUGCUCAACCAGCUCUGCGUCUCCGUGGCCAAGGAACCCUCCAUCCUGGAGCUGUUCUUCCACAGCCACGCCGACCAGGGUCCCGCCAACCUCAUCAUCUUCUCCCUCCUCAUCCCCUUCAUCCACCACGAGGGCGUGCUGGGGCAGCAGGCCAGGGACGCGCUGCUGCUCAUCAUGGCCAUGUCCGCCAGCAACCUCGCCGUGGCCAAGUCCAUCACCGACAACUCCUACUUCUGCCCGGUGCUGGCCACGGGCCUGAGCGCCCUGUACUCCUCGCUGCCGCGCAAGAUCGAGGUGCGGGGGGACGACUGGCACUUCCUGCGCCGCGAGGACUGGAUCGGCGUCUCCUCCCUCGUGCUCUUCAUGAACUCCCUGGAGUUCUGCAACGCCGUCAUCCAGGUCGCCCACCCACUGGUGCAGAAGCAGCUGGUGGAUUACGUCCACAACGGGUUCCUGGUGCCCGUCAUGGGGCCGGCGCUGCACAAGACCUCCAUCGAGGAGAUGAUCGCCAGCACGGCCUACCUGGACCUGUUCCUGCGCAGCGUCAGCGAGACGGCGCUGCUCAAAACCUUCCUGCGCUUCGUGCUGCUGCACCGCCACGACAACAGCACCAUCCUCGACACCCUCGUGGGCCGCAUCAACAGCAACUCCCGGCUCUGCAUGGUGUCCCUGAGCCUGUUCCGGACGCUGCUCAGCCUCAACUGCGAGGAUGUGAUGCUGCAGCUGGUGCUCAGGUACCUGCUGCCCUGCAGCCACGUCAUGCUGAGCCAGAAGCGGGCGGUCAGGGACCUGGACAUCUACGGCAAGACGGCUGCCAAGUUCCUGUCGCUGAUCCCGCGUUGCUGCCGCCCUGAGAGCCUGGCGCCGGCGCCACGGGACGAGGAGCACGCGGCCUGGGCCAAGGGCCACGGCAGCCCCGGCCUGGACGGCUCCUCCUCGGCAGUGGUGACGGUCCCCAGACCCUCCACUCCGUCGCGCCUCUCCUUCUUCUCGCGGCAGCCCGAGGCGGCGGGGCCGGCGCCGCGCUCCCCCGGCACGCCGGGCGGCAGCCCUGGACCCCGUGCCGCGCGCUGCGACGACGUGUCGGAGCUGGACAGGAACUACCUGGAGUACCUGCGGGACGCUCGGCGCAGCAUCGACCGCUGUGCGUGGGCCUGCCGCGUCUGGUCAGCGCCCUACGACGGCGAGGAGCCCGGCGCCAGCCCCCCGGCACCCCCCACCCCGCGGACUAAAAAGCGGGGCUUGCCGGAGGAGGGCGCGACCGAGGCGCCCGGGGGGCUCCCGGGCAGCGCCGGGGCCGAGCCCGGCUCGGGGGGGCCGGCCCCCGAGGCGCAGGACUCGGCGGGGCUGCUGAAUGGGGCGCGCGGGCCGGCGCAGCCCGGCCGGCCCCAGGGGGACGUGGCGGUGAAGAAGGUGCGGCGCAGCCCCCACGGCGAGGCCGACGGCGCGGGGGUCCCCCCGGAGCGGGAGCAGCGGCCGCCCCCGGCGCAGAACGGAGCCGUGGCCGCCGCGGGCUGGGAGCCGCUGCCCUCGGUGGACUCGCUGAUCGAGGAGCUGCUGGCGCGCGUCCCGGCCGAGCACAACGGCGCCGGCGUCACCAUCGAGGCCUUCACCGAGGAGCUGCGGGAGAUCGAGGCCGAGAUGAAGAACGGCGCCGGAGCCCCCCGAGCCGCCCCCCCGGAGCCCCCCGAGCCGCCGCUGUCCCGGGAGGAAGAGGAGGCCUUCGCCAGCUUCGCCGCGCUGCCCGAGGGGGACGCGCCGGGCCGGGCGCCGCUGCGGCCGCCGGACCCCCUGGCACAGCUGGUGGCCAGCCCCCCGCGGGCCCUGGGGCCGCCCCCCAGCCAGCCCUUCACAGGCCCCUUCGUCUCGGUGCUGUUCGGGAAGCUGGAGAACAUGCUGCACAACUCGCUCUACGUCAACUUCCUGCUGACGGGGCUGGUGGCCCAGCUGGCCUGCUACCCCCAGCCCCUGCUGCGCUCCUUCCUCCUCAACACCAACAUGGUCUUCCAGCCCAGCGUCAAGUCCCUGCUGCAGGUCCUCGGCUCGGUGAAGAACAAGAUCGAGAGCUUUGCCGCCAGCCAGGAGGAUUUCCCGGCGCUGCUCUUCAAAGCCAAGAAGUACCUGAUCGCCCGCGGGAAGCUGGACUGGGCCGAGGCGCCCGGCUCGGGGCCCUCGCUGCGCCGCGCCGAGGCGCUGGCCAAGAGCCGGAAGCCGUCCCUCGGGGAGCUGCUGCUGCGGCACAGCAACAGCCCGACGCGGGCGCGGCAGGCGGCGCAGCUGCAGGCGGCGCAGCUGCAGGCGGCUCAGGUGCAGGCGGCGCAGCUGCAGGCGCUGCAGGCGCGGGACGGCCCGGCGCUGCUGCGCGGCUCGGCCGAGCGCCAGGGCCAGGCGCUGCGCGUCCGCAACGCCGUGUACUGCGCCGUCAUCUUCAGCGAGUUCCUCAAGGAGCUGGCGGCCAUCGCCCAGGCCCACGCCGUCACCUCCCCGUUCCUCACCGAGCCCCCCGAGGAGUGACCCCCCGGCCCCGCCCCGGCCCCGCUGGAGCCUUUUUAACCACCCCAGGACAUGGACCUUUUUAAUUUAUUGGGGACGAAUGUUUGGGGGGGGGGCCGGGGGGGGGGCACAGGGCAGGACCCUGGGCAGCCCCAGCGUGGGGAGGGGGCUCUGCAGAGCGCUGUGGGGCGCGCUGGCUCUGCCCCCGGGCCCCCCCACUCCCCCCCUCCCCCAGGGCUCGGGGGCACUCGUGCAGCCCCUCUGUGCGGGGCGGGGGGCAGCAGGCUGGGGGCUGCAUGGGGGGGCUGCGUGUGUCUGUGCUGUGUCAAAGCCCUUCGGUAA
Molecule: messenger RNA, 3580 nt
Organism: Colius striatus (speckled mousebird)
Lineage: Eukaryota; Metazoa; Chordata; Aves; Coliiformes; Coliidae
Gene: FHIP1B
Product: FHF complex subunit HOOK interacting protein 1B
Biological process (GO): lysosome organization; endosome to lysosome transport; early endosome to late endosome transport
Cellular component (GO): FHF complex
Source: RefSeq, a predicted model, not a curated record